GUUCCCAAGGGGAUUUGGUUUGUGGGUUUAUCUGCUGUGAUGUGAUGUGAGGCGAUCAGUCUGGGAAAUGACCCUGAAGAUCACCACACAGAUUAUGGAACAUUCUCCCUAUUCCAAUGAACCACAGCACAGGCAAGGCAGGUCUCCACAACAACGGCCUGUGAUACAUCAUCGGGGGGAGCAACUCGCCAAAUCUCGCGACCUCAAGCAAGAUAACGGAACUCGUCUUCUGCGGAUAUGCAGAACGUGAGCAAGUAUGUGCGUGACCAUACUACAUAGGGCCCCGACCGCAUUGUGUGUGCGUGCCGGAGGAGGCUAAUGCCCGCGGUAGUGUGGUCAGGGCCAGCGGAGGAUGAGCCCGGCCGUGGAGGAUCAGGCCCAGGAGGAAAAGGAAAAGCAGCAGAGCCAGCUGCAGCACCAGGACUGCUACAUGGAGAAAGGGGUGAUGCUUGAGCCCUUCAUACACCAGGUGGGGGGGCAUUCUUGCGUCCUGCGCUUCGGGGAGGAGACCAUCUGCAAGCCCCUCAUCCCCCGAGAGCAUCAGUUCUAUAAGAGCCUGCCUGCGGCAAUCAGGAAGUUCACCCCCCAGUACAGAGGUGUGGUGUCGGUGAGCUUCGAGGAGGAUGUUGAAGGGAACCUUUGCCUGUUCGCCUACCCCCUCAUGAGCAACCCAGCAGGAGAACUGGAGAACAAGGAUCGGUCGACCGACUGCAAGCACAAGAGCAAGCUGAUCAAGUGGGGUAAUAUGGUGAAGUCCUCACUGCUCAUGGACAGCGAAAAUUACAUUGAAGAUGACGGAAGCAAAGACGAGGACAAGAGUGUUCACAAGCUGCAGGAGGAUGUGGACCUUGAGGUUCUCUACUCCAGUCAGGAACACCCUCACAGUAACGCUGUCCCGCAGCCCAAACACAACCCCUGGAGUCUCAAGUGUCACCAGCAGCACCUACAGAGGAUGAAGGAGAACGCCAAGCCCCGUACCCAGCACAAAUUCAUCCUGCUAGAGAACCUGACAUGGAAGCACAGAAUGCCGUGCGUGUUGGACCUGAAGAUGGGCACACGGCAGCAUGGAGACGAUGCCUCGGAUGAGAAGAAGGAGAUGCAGAUUCGCAAGUGCCAGCAGAGCACUUCAGCCUCAAUAGGAGUCCGUCUGUGUGGCAUGCAGGUGUACCAGUCCGACACAGGCCAGCUGAUUUUCAUGAACAAGUACCACGGCCGUGAGCUGCCCCUGCCUGGCUUCAAAGAGGCUCUGUUCCAGUUCUUCCACAGCGGACAGCGUCUGCAACAUGAGCUCCUCUCCCCGGUGCUGCACAGGCUCAGGGAGAUGCAAGCUGUCCUGGAAGCCUGCGAAUCCUACCGCUUCUACUCCAGUUCUCUGCUCAUCAUCUACGAUGGCGCGCCCCACCGUAAACACACACGCCGGCGCUCUAAGGUUCAACACUCUGAUGGAGAAGAUGAUAAUGAGGAAAAUGAGGAGGUGGAGGCUGAACCCGACUUGGAUGAGUUGGAGGAAGAGGAGAGUGAAGUAGCAGGUGCGCUUGGUUUCCCUUACAGCCCCUCGACGUCUAGUGACAUCAGCAGCAGGUGCUCCAGCAGCAGCAGUGGGAGCUCGGAUGUCAGCCUGACCCACUCAGACCCCCUCAGCCCCGCUGUGGAUGUGAAGAUGAUAGACUUUGCCCACACCACCUGCAGACAUUUCCUGGAGGACAGCGUGGUGCACGAGGGCCAGGACAGCGGCUACAUCUUCGGUCUCCAGAACCUGAUCACCAUCAUCUCUGAGCUGGAGAACUACAGCACAGUUUAAAGCCAGGCAUGACACACAAAUUCAGAAACAGAGGCACAAUGACACAAAAAUGUGGAAGAACUGGACUUUUACUUAUAGUCUGUCUCUCUGUCUGUCUGUCUGUCUGUCUGUCUGUCUGUCUGUCCGUCUGCCUGCUGCUAUCUCUGAUCCCAGAGCUGCAGGAUCCAGACGAUUAUUGUUAUUAUGUAAAUGUAAUGGUUACACAACUGUUCCUGGUCUCUCUCUCCUCCCACUCCCCUUCUCCUUCCCCUCUCUUCUCUCCUCUCUUCCCAAUUGGUUCUCCGCUCACCCUAACUGGUCGAGCCAGAUGGCCGCCCACAUUGAGUCUGGUUCUGCUAGAGGUUUCUUUCAGUUAGAGAGUUAGAGUUUUUUCUCUCCACUGUUGCCAAAGUACUUGCUCAUUGAGGGAACUGUCGGUUUUCUCUAUAAUUUUUAAGGUCUCAACCUUAAUAUGUUAAGUGCCUUGAAAUAAUGGGUUGUUUGAUCAUGUCAUAAUUUGGCGCUGAUAAAUAUUUUAAUUGAAUUGACUACAGAGGUGGAGAGAGAUUCCUCCUCUCCUUGUUGUAGCUGUCCUUCGAAGUGACCCCUUUCCCGUUGGUGCUUGUUGACGUUCCUGUCGUGCGUGUCGAUCUUCGGGAUAUGACACACACCUGUGUGUAAUUUAGAGCAGCCGUCUAUAUGACUGAGACAGUGAUUUAACCAUUGUCAUCGUUCUGUUUUAACCCCCCUCACUGUUAGGAAAAAAGAGUAGGCAGUUUGAAGUCUGAGACAGAAGAAAUGUUUUUGUUAUGUCUUAUUCCAAAGAAAGUGUCAGCGUUUUGCACACACAAACAUGCACAUAAACACAUUCUGCUGAAUGUGUGUUUGUUUGGAUCGAGACAGGGCUAUCUGAGGGAGCAGGAGUUGUAUGUGUACGAAGACAGAGUCGAUGGGAAGAAAGGUAGUGAGCUCACACUCUGUCAUUCUUCUCUUUUGCCUGUUCAUUCUGCCAUCCUUCCUCCCUGUUCAUCUUCACUCAAAGAGAAUAUAUUCAUAUAGUGAUCAGAGACAGAGGAUAUAGUUAUUUAUUUAUUUGACAUGUUUCAUAAAAUAAACUAAAUUUAAAAAAAGAAUGUGGAUGGAGUGUACUACAUUCCAUAUUAUUAAUGUUAAAAUAAUGAUAUUGAUUAAUAUUGUUAUUUGACAUGUUUGGAUACCUCUAUCUUGUAUAUGUCUUGCCCACAGUCUGUUGGAGGAGAACAUUAAAGCCUUUGCUUUGUGCUAAA
Hippoglossus stenolepis (Pacific halibut) is the source of this 3066-nucleotide messenger RNA. Its product is annotated as inositol hexakisphosphate kinase 2. The transcript is spliced from 7 exons. Gene Ontology annotation, biological process: phosphatidylinositol phosphate biosynthetic process; inositol phosphate biosynthetic process. Gene Ontology annotation, molecular function: inositol hexakisphosphate kinase activity. The record is from RefSeq and is a predicted model, not a curated record. NCBI's taxonomy places the organism in Eukaryota, Metazoa, Chordata, Actinopteri, Pleuronectiformes, Pleuronectidae. Gene Ontology annotation, cellular component: cytoplasm; nucleus. Bases 353 to 1801 code for a protein of 482 amino acids.